UCCAAGGUCGGAGCGACGUAGGGACAUUUUGAUUUACAAAAAAGCUGAUGUUGUUUCCUGUCUUGUGCAGAUAACACGUUACCAGGCUUGUCUGUGCAUAAAUAUUGAUAAGGUGGCUUCGAAUUUAUAGACUAGAUGGGGACGGAACACACUAUGAGGACUCAAUCAAGUUUUCCAGUCAUUCCUUGUCAUAAAACAGCAGCAGUUGCACUUCUGCGGUCGAAUUCGGAAACGUUGUCCUUGGUGCUGAAUAAUGAUGGUGACUGCAUUUUGUUGUUUUGUCUUGUGUAAAACAUUGCUAGACAACUAGGUAACUCUGCCAUCUGAAACUUAACUUCACAUGCCAUAGUCCUACACAUUGAUUAAUCUUUCAAUGGCCAAACUGUUAGGAGAACAGUCGACAAUCACCUCUCCCCUCCCCAUUACAAUUCUCCACCCAACAUCUGCUUAGAUAUUACAAGUACACACCGUACUGAAGCGCCGCCUAGCAAUUCGUGCACGCACGACACCAGAAGAUUACGAAAACAAAGAUGGCGGCGAAUACGGCUGAGAACUUCCCUGAGCUGAAGAAUGACCUGAUGCUCCGCGCCGCCCGCGGAGAGAAGACGGAACGCGUGCCCGUCUGGGUGAUGAGACAAGCUGGCAGAUACCUGGAGGAGUUCAGGGCCAUGAGGGCGGAGAAUGAGUUCUUCAAGGUGUGUCAGACACCUGAGCUGGCCUGUGAAGUUACCUUACAGCCCAUCCGCAGGUUUCAGCUGGAUGCAGCGAUUAUCUUCUCCGACAUUCUGGUGGUGCCUCAGGCACUUGGUAUGACUGUAGAGAUGAUACCAGGGAAGGGCCCCAGUUUUCCUGAACCAUUAAAGUUACCGGAGGACUUGUCCAAACUAGACAAGGAUGUGGACGUGAACAAGACCCUCGGCUACGUGUUCGAUGCCAUCACUUUAACCAGGCACAAGCUGGAGGGAAAGGUGCCUCUUAUAGGGUUUUCUGGAGCACCAUGGACGCUGAUGUGUUAUAUGAUAGAGGGAGGAGGCUCAGAGAGCAUGAGUAAGCCCAAACAGUGGCUGUACAAGUACGAGGAGGCGAGCCACCAGCUGUUGAACAUCCUGACUAAAGUCAUCAUCGAUUACCUGGUGGGGCAGGUCAUCGCUGGUGCACAGCUGCUGCAGGUGUUUGAGUCCCACGCCGGCCACCUGUGUGCCCGCACCUUCAACACCUUCGCCCUGCCCUACCUCAGCAUCAUCGCCAGACAGGUGGAGGAGAAGGUUCGAGCACAGGGCAAGGAGCCCGUACCUAUGAUCAUAUUUGCCAAGGGUGCCCACUAUGCUAUAGAGGACCUGGCGCAGAGUGGGUAUGAAGUAGUGGGUCUGGACUGGACUGUGAACCCAAAGACUGCACGACACCAGACCCAAGGAAAGGUGACAUUACAGGGAAACAUGGACCCUGGUGCUCUAUAUGCCUCAAAGGAGGAGAUUCGGACCAUCGUGAGAGAAAUGUUGGAACAGUUCGGGACCCAGCAGCACAUUGCUAACCUGGGCCACGGGAUCUACCCAACCAUCGACCCCGAUCACGUGGAAGCCUUCGUGGACGCCGUACAUUCCAUAUCUGAGGAGAUCAACCUGGAUAGCAAGAAGAAAAACUAGCAGCUGUGAGAGAAAGUACAGUCCAACCCAGGGUUGUAGCCAGCACCCGUCCUUCAGUCCUUUGAAGGAAUUUUGCAGCUGGGGACUGAAAAAAAUUUUGCCCAUUCCGUCCUCUGUAAUGGACAAAAACUAUAUGUAAAUUGUAAAGUCAGUAAAGAUAUAAAAAAAACUGUCUUCUCGUGUAAUUUUUCACCAAAACAGAUGAACAGCUUAGUCUACCAGCAAAAUCUACACCUCAAAAUGCAGGAAAUUGGGUUUCAGGGGGUCUAGAUUUCAAAUUUUUCAGGGGAGUAUGCCCCCGGAUCCUCUUAGGAACGUUAUGCCUUCGGCUUGUUCUUUCUGAUUCAAAAUGGAGGGGACUGAAAAUGAUUUCAGGCUGGCUACAACCCUGGUCCAACCUGUCUAUAGUGACCAGGCAAGGCUAGGGAUAGUCACUGUGGACAGGUGGCUACUAAAAACUGGAUUUGGUCAUUGUAGAAAAUAAUCUAUUAAAUGAACCACCAAAAUGUGGUGGUCCUUAUGCAGAGGCGGUCACUUGUAAAGGUAUGACUGAAUAUCAAUGGCCAGUGCUGGUUUGACUGUAUAUCAAUAGCCAGUGGGUAUAAUAAUAAGUAUAUGAUAAAUUUGCCUUAAUGCAGAAAAUAUUGCAGUAAGUUUGACUACAUAUAUAUUGGCCCGGUCACAUACAUCUUACGAUCGUCAUAUGAUCGCAAACUGGAUACAUGCUUGGGAUACUCAUACGUAUGUCCUACAAAAUUCAGCUGUAUUAUAGUUACAGAAAGGCUUUCUACAAUAUGAGAUACAUUCGCAUAAUUCCA
Messenger RNA from Branchiostoma floridae (Florida lancelet), 2461 nucleotides. Its product is annotated as uroporphyrinogen decarboxylase-like. The coding region runs from base 531 to 1643 and encodes 370 amino acids. NCBI's taxonomy places the organism in Eukaryota, Metazoa, Chordata, Leptocardii, Amphioxiformes, Branchiostomatidae. The record is from RefSeq and is a predicted model, not a curated record. Gene Ontology annotation, cellular component: cytosol. Gene Ontology annotation, biological process: heme biosynthetic process. The transcript is spliced from 10 exons. Gene Ontology annotation, molecular function: uroporphyrinogen decarboxylase activity.